UGCAACUCCAAAAAACCAGUAAAACUUUCUCAUAUUUAAAAUAAAAAAAAAAAAUCAGAGAGUGAUAAUUAGCUAUGCGUUUAAGCUGUAAUGGUUGCCGGGUUCUCCGGAAAGGCUGCAAUGAAAAAUGCUCAAUUAAACCUUGCCUUCAAUGGAUCAAAUCACCUGAAGCCCAAUCCAACGCCACCCUCUUCCUCGCUAAAUUUUACGGCCGUGCUGGUCUCCUUAAUCUCAUCAACUCUGGCCCUAAUCAUUUGCGUCCUGCUAUCUUCAGAUCCUUAUUGUACGAAGCAUGUGGACGUAUUGUAAAUCCAAUUUACGGUUCAGCUGGUUUGUUAACAUCUGGCAACUGGCAACUCUGUCAAGCCGCUGUUGAGGCCGUUCUAACCGGCGCGCCGAUCGCUAAACUUUCACCCGACUCAGCUGCAAAUACCACAAGCCCUUCACUCAAAGCAUGUGAUAUUCGCCACGUGUCAAAGGAAAACGAUUCUGGUUCGGAUCUACAUAAGGUUAAGACCCGAACCCGGUUCAAGCGCGUGAGGAAACAAUCGCCUGAGGUUGAUGAUGCGGCUCGGGUUAUGUGGAGUUGGUCUCAUAAGGAUGACGAUGUUGUCGAAUCGCCGAGCCGAGAUUCGGGUCUGAGCCAACAAGGAGAAAGUGGUGAUGCUGAAAGUGGCGGCUCGGUGGAAACUGUUGAAGCCGAGCCGGUAAAGCUGGGUGAGGAUGUUGGAUUGGACUUAACGCUGGGGUUGUAUAGCCGUUGAUGAAGAAAAUGAUUGACUUGGAUGAGGACACGUGUAUAAUGGGACUGUAGAUUAGCUUGAGCUUGUUUUGACGGGGUUUAUAUUAAAGAUUAAGACAAUCCUAUGUGAGCCCCAAGUUUUUGUGAGGUGGUUUUUAGUUUAUUAGAGUUUUAUUUACAUUUACUCCUAGUAGGUUUGUAUUUUUGUUAAUUCUUUUUGCGGGAAAGAGGUGCACGUGGAAUGUGAAUGUUAGAUACAGAGAAGUGAAUAUACAGAUCUGAAGUUGUGACUGCC
Molecule: messenger RNA, 1037 nt
Organism: Lycium barbarum (goji berry)
Lineage: Eukaryota; Viridiplantae; Streptophyta; Magnoliopsida; Solanales; Solanaceae
Product: LOB domain-containing protein 41-like
Exons: 2
Coding region: 75-764 (229 amino acids)
Biological process (GO): regulation of gene expression
Source: RefSeq, a predicted model, not a curated record